AGAUGGCGUCCGGUAGUCCUCGUGUGUUGGUGUAUGGUGGGAAAGGAGCGCUCGGGUCAACAAUUGUUAACUUUUUCAAGAACAAGGACUGGUGGGUGGCAUCUGUAGAUUUAUUCCCAAAUGAAGAUGCCCAUGCUAACAUUAUACUGACAAACCUUGAUAACUGGACAGAGCAAGAGAAACAACUUACCAGCAGUGUGGAAGAUACAUUGAAAGGAGAGAAAUUAGAUGCAGUCCUGUGUGUUGCUGGUGGAUGGGCUGGUGGCAAUGCUGCAAGUAAAGAUUUCGUGAAGAAUUGUGACAUGAUGUGGAAACAGAGUGUAUGGUCCUCCACAUUAGCAGCACAAAUAUCAGCUACACAUCUUAAAGAUGGUGGUUUACUCACACUGCCUGGAGCUAGACCAGCCUUAGAUGGAACAGCCGGUAUGAUUGGUUAUGGGAUGGCGAAGGCUGCUGUUCAUCAAUUGGUGAAAAGCUUAGCCGCUGAAGGAAGUGGUUUACCUGAAAAAGCAUGUGUCACUGCCAUAUUACCCGUUACCUUGGAUACACCAAUGAAUAGGAAAUGGAUGAGUAAUGCAGAUUUCAGUACAUGGACAUCACUGGAAUACAUAGCAAAGUUGUUCUUUGAUUGGGCAACCAAUGAUGGUCGACCAGAGAAUGGCAGUCUAUUAGAAGUUGUCACCAAAGACAACAAGACACAACUUACAAAUAUGAAAUGAUGAAAAACAUUAAACAGCAAUGGCUUGCACUCAAUCUGGAGAUGCAGGAACCAUCAUUGUCAGUGUGUGAUUUGUCUGGACAUUAAAAGAUGUACUUUU
Messenger RNA from Saccoglossus kowalevskii, 818 nucleotides. Its product is annotated as dihydropteridine reductase-like. Gene Ontology annotation, biological process: tetrahydrobiopterin biosynthetic process; L-phenylalanine catabolic process. Gene Ontology annotation, molecular function: 6,7-dihydropteridine reductase activity; NADPH binding; NADH binding. NCBI's taxonomy places the organism in Eukaryota, Metazoa, Hemichordata, Enteropneusta, Harrimaniidae. The record is from RefSeq and is a predicted model, not a curated record. Gene Ontology annotation, cellular component: cytoplasm.